ACGUAAGCUAGUGCCGAAACAUGGGGUUGUAUUCUUUAGAAAAAAGACGCACGACACAACUCCCUUUACAUUAUAAAAAUCAUUAUUAUAUUAUUAUUAUUAUCUUCGAUUGAUUAGAACAGCAAGCCAAGCCAAGAAGAACCAAGAAGAAAGCAAAUCAAGAAAGAGACGAAGACUUCGCUGCUGCCAUUUCUCCCCUGCUUCAAACAUGAGCAACGACUAUGAUUUUCUCUUCAAGCUUCUCCUCAUCGGAGACUCCUCUGUCGGCAAAUCGUGUCUGCUCCUCAGAUUCGCUGAUGAUUCUUAUGUUGAUAGUUACAUUAGCACCAUUGGAGUUGAUUUUAAAAUUAGGACUGUGGAGCAGGAUGGGAAGACCAUUAAGCUUCAAAUUUGGGAUACUGCUGGCCAGGAGCGAUUUCGGACUAUAACGAGCAGCUACUACCGAGGGGCACAUGGGAUUAUCAUUGUCUAUGAUGUUACUGACAUGGAAAGCUUCAAUAAUGUGAAGCAAUGGCUUAGUGAAAUCGACAGAUAUGCAAAUGAAAGUGUCUGCAAGCUUUUGGUGGGAAACAAGUGUGAUUUGGUUGAGAACAAGGUUGUCGACACUGAAGUGGCAAAGGCAUUUGCUGAUGAGCUUGGAAUCCCUUUUAUUGAGACCAGUGCGAAAGACUCUAUUAAUGUCGAGCAAGCCUUUUUGACCAUGACCGGCGAGAUAAAGAAGAAAAUGGGGAGUCAACCUGCUGCUGGCAAUAAGACGUCAAACACUGUUCAGAUCAAAGGGCAGCCAAUCGAGCAGAAGGGCAACUGUUGUGGCUAAAAAUAUAAUUGUAUUCAGGUUUCUCUUUAGAAGGAAAGAUGUUUGCACAGAUUAUAAACAGAUGAUGCUGAAGUUUGGUUUGGAAUUCUGUAAACAGUUGUAGACUUGUGUUUUAUUAUGGUUAUCCGUAAUUUAUUAAUUUCCUUGAAAA
This is a messenger RNA of Daucus carota subsp. sativus, 968 nucleotides long. Its product is annotated as ras-related protein RABD1. Bases 209 to 817 code for a protein of 202 amino acids. The record is from RefSeq and is a predicted model, not a curated record. Gene Ontology annotation, biological process: vesicle-mediated transport. Gene Ontology annotation, molecular function: GTPase activity; GTP binding. NCBI's taxonomy places the organism in Eukaryota, Viridiplantae, Streptophyta, Magnoliopsida, Apiales, Apiaceae. The transcript has 8 exons.